This is a messenger RNA of Pedinophyceae sp. YPF-701, 975 nucleotides long. Lineage: Eukaryota; Viridiplantae; Chlorophyta; Pedinophyceae. The record is from the annotation of a GenBank genome assembly.
AUGGGGGGCAAAAGACAUAGCAAGAAUGCGGGGGUCAUGGGGAGGGAGGCGCUCACGUACCACGAGCGGCGCGCGCUCGGGUUCGGCACCGUGCAGGAGCGCGUGGGCAAGGACGCCAUCAGCAACUUCGACGACUGCCGGCUGUCUCUGUCCCCGGCGGUCGACCCCGUGGCGUCGCCCCAGGGCGUCGUGUUCAGCCGCGAGAGCAUCCUGGAGUACCUGGUGGCGCAGAAGAAGGAGCUCAAGCGGCGGAUGCGGGCGUGGGAGGAGCACGAGGCGCGGCGGGAGGAGCGGGACCGCGCGGCGGCCGCGGCCGAGGAGCAGGCGCGGCUCGCGGAGUUCGACCGCGUCAACCACGCAGGCAUGAGCGAUCAGCGGGCGCGGGAGGUGGCCGACGCGAUGCGGAGCGAGGCGGGCGCGGACAAGCACCACAUCCAGUCGGUGAUCGCGAUCGGGGACAUCGAGCGGCGGCGGCGCGAGGACAAGUCGUUCUGGGCCGCGGACAAGGUCCCCGAGGCCGAGGCGGCGGUGGAGAAGCCCGACAUGCACCCGCGGUGCCCCGUCACGGGCCGCAAGCUCAAGCUCAAGGACCUGGUGGCGGUCAAGUUCACGCCGAUACCGGGCGGGCCGACGGAGGCCGGAGCGAACGGGCAGGUGCUGCGGUACAUGGACCCGGUCACGAAGGACACGCUCACCAACCGGAGCAAGCUGGUGCUCCUCAAGCCCACCGGCGACGUGGUGCUGGCGAGCACGUGGAAGAAGGUGAUCGAGCCGGACGGGGAGUACAACGGGCGGAAGGUGACGGCGAAGGACGUCAUCGAGCUGCGGUCGGGCGGCACGGGAUUCGCGGCGCACGACAAGGAGGAGACGCAGGCCAAGCGGUACGCGGUGCUCGGGAUCGGCAACGGGGUGGCGCCGUUGCGCGGACAGACGCAGGGACCGGCGUCGAACGCCGGCCUGCGCUUCAACAACUGA